AUGGCGGACUACAUGGCCUGUAUCUUCGGCGUUGAAGUUGUAUUUGAUCUUAGGAUCAAAAUUGUUGAAGUAAACGGAGAUUCAGCCUUGGUUGUUAGCCAAGUCAAAGGAGAUUGGGACACAAGAGAUCACAAGCUCAUCCCUCUCAAGGAGCAUGUCCUGAAACUGAUCCCUUACUUUGACAAGUUUACAUUCCACCACAUUCCUAGAGAGGAGAAUAAGAUAGUCGAUUCAUUGUCAACUUUGUCAUCCAUGUUUAAGGUCAAAUGGAAGAAUGAAGCACCCUCAUUUCACCUCGACUACUUGGACGAGCCUGCUUACUGUUUGGCGGUCGAAGAUAAAGCAUACGGUUAUCCUUGGUUCUAUGACAUCAUGAGAUUCUUAGAGAGCCAAAAAUACCUUAAGGAAGCAUCCAUCACCGAUAAGAAGUAUCUUCAAAAAUUGUCUUGCAAGUUCUUCUUAAGUGAAGGGGUACUAUACAAGAGAAAUUAUGAUUCGGUUUUGCUACUAUGUAUGAACAAGCAAGAAGCAAACUAG
Lathyrus oleraceus (garden pea) is the source of this 537-nucleotide messenger RNA. RefSeq lists its product as uncharacterized. The transcript has a single exon. The coding region runs from base 1 to 537 and encodes 178 amino acids. Gene Ontology annotation, molecular function: nucleic acid binding; RNA-DNA hybrid ribonuclease activity. The record is from RefSeq and is a predicted model, not a curated record. Lineage: Eukaryota; Viridiplantae; Streptophyta; Magnoliopsida; Fabales; Fabaceae.